GUUUUCGACAAACGACAUGGACGAGUACGUGCGCUGCACCGUCUGCGGUGGCUGGGGCGUGGACUUGGUGACGAACGUCGAGAAGAUCUGCGCGCAUUGCGCCAGGAAGACGAAAGCAUUCUUCGAUCCCGACAAAAGCGCGUUUUGUGCGGACGGGUAUGUUGACAUCUCGCCCAAAGCGGACGGAGGUGUUCUUAAGAAGAUCUUGAAGGAAGGGGAUUCCAAUGGCAAGUUCAUCGAAGAGGGGUGCCCAACAUUCGUUCAAUACAUUGGUCGACUCGACGAUGGGUCCAUUUUCGACACCACGCGCGAUGUUGUUGAUGGAAAGAACGCGGGCGGGACAGACGACGCAUUUGAGUUUCACAUUGGCCGUGGUAUACCACGGUACCCCACAUCCAUCGAGAGCUCACAUCCAGUUGUCCGCGCAGGAAAAGUCAUUUUGGGUCUGGAUAUUGCAGUAAUGACAAUGAACCUUGGCGAAGUCGCGCGAUUCAUCAUUCAGCCCGAAUACGGGUACGGCGUCCAAGGGUUAGCCCCUAAAGUCGAGCCGAACGAGGUGUUGGAUUACGAAAUCGAACUCGUGAGCUACGGCAAACCACUGCCAAAGUUCCCGUCACCGGCCGAGUUGGCCGAAUCGCGCAAACGUCAGGCUGAAGAAGACCGCAAAAUGCUCGAGGCAAACCCUCCCGCAACUGUGGACGAGCGACUGCGCAGCUCAAGCGAGCAAAAGGAAGAAGGCAAUGCCCUUGUCAAGAAAGGGGAUUACGAAAGCGCGCAAAAAUGCUACGACACGGCGUUUGUGCAUAACUUUUACGGCAAGGACGAAUGGGAAGUGCUUGUGUCGGCCGAAGACAAAACUCGCAUCAACAACCACAAAGUCCCGCUGUACUUGAACCGGGCGCUGUGUAAAAUCAAGCUGGGCAAGUGGAACGAUGCCGAGUGGGAUUGCGACAAGGUACAGUCGUCGGCCAUAAUAGUUUCGCAGUCCAGUGAUGAUGGAAGCAACUCGCCAGGCGAUUGAAAUCAACAACGCGCUGCCCAAGGCCCACUUUCGUCGCAGUCUUGUUUUUCUCGGCAAGUUGAACGACGAGCUGGCCAAGGAAGACCGCAAGGAGUUUUGGGUGAUCGACAAAGCCAACAAGUUUUUGGCCGAGGCCGAAGCGAGUUUGCAAAAGGCGGUCGAGUUGACGGAUGGCGGGAGCGAUGCUCAAAUUGUCAAGACGCAAAUGGACCUAAAACGAUCCAAGAUGACGCUUGCAAAAUACAUCAAGAGCUAUCAUGAAGCGGAGAAGAAGCUGUACAAGGACAACAUCAUGGAUCGAUUGGUUGCUGUCAACAAGAAAAAACAAGCGUCGGAGCUGCAACAAGAGCUCGAGCACGAAUUCGAAGACAUGCCGUCGCUGGAAUAAUCCAUUGCAAGCACGAUUCGUUAUCCAGAACACGCAAUUUGGGCCAGAUAAUCGGCUACUUUGAUCGCAGCAGAAAGUUCCACUGGGCCGGUGAGAACGGCAACGAUGUGAACGGGUGGCCGAACUGCGUAUAGCACGACCAGGUUAUUCUACACACCGAUCUCGCUUGAGAAGUCGGACAAAGGCCAAACGAAGAGAUUCCAUUACCCCC
Molecule: messenger RNA, 1620 nt
Organism: Aphanomyces invadans
Lineage: Eukaryota; Oomycota; Saprolegniomycetes; Saprolegniales; Verrucalvaceae
Exons: 8
Coding region: 17-1021 (334 amino acids)
Biological process (GO): protein peptidyl-prolyl isomerization
Cellular component (GO): cytoplasm
Molecular function (GO): protein binding; peptidyl-prolyl cis-trans isomerase activity
Source: RefSeq, a predicted model, not a curated record